ACAGCACCCAAAAAGCCAAAGGUUGGUCUAUAUUUCAUUGACAAUUAUUUCUUCUUCUUUGCCCGCUUGUCUUUUUCUUUUUAUUUAUUAUUCUAUCUUUUCUGUUGAAGUUUAUAGUUGGGUAGAUGAACAAACUCUAGACGGAGAUAUCAAUGUUUUGUUUUGUUUCCUAUUUUUUUUUUUAUAUCCCUUAGCAGCCUUCAAUGAACUCCAACUGUUUAGAUGCAUUCAUUCUGAUGAUAUUGUUUUAUAUUGGAACUCUGUACAAGAACAAUCUCUAGAACGGGUUGGUAUGAAUAUCUAUAUGGAGUGAUCAAAAGUUAGCUCUGGUUUUGGUACAAGAAUCCACCAAUAAAAUUUUGUUCUUAUUCAAUCAGGGAGAAUUCAACAUGUUUUUCCUUGUUUCAAGUAAAGGCUGUUUAGUGCGGUUUUAGGAGAGCAAAAGCCAUAUAAAGUCAUUAGGUAAUUUGGCAAAAUUUCCAUGAUCCUUUUCUACCUCACAACAUAUAUCCUACAUCCUUAGAAUCAGAGAAUUGGGUUUUCUUUGUUGGAAAAAGAUGGUAGGGAGUAUAGACACAUUGCACCGGAGUUUGAACUCAAAUGGAUCUUUCUACAACUGUAAUGGUUUGGAGGAGAAACUUGAUGAGCUUCGGCACCUUCUAUGCAAGAGUGAUGGUGAUCCGUUGAGGAUUGUGAGUGUGGGAGCUGGUGCUUGGGGAAGUGUGUUCGCAGCUUUGCUGCAAGAUAGCUACGGGCAGUUUCGAGACAAGGUUCAAAUCAGAAUAUGGAGGAGGCCUGGAAGAGCAGUUGAUAGAGCUACCGCAGAACAUCUCUUUGAAGUGAUCAAUUCCAGGGAAGAUGUAUUGAGGAGGUUGAUACGACGUUGUGCCUAUUUGAAGUAUGUUGAGGCUAGACUAGGCGAUCGAACACUAUUUGCGGAUGAGAUUUUGAAAGAUGGGUUUUGCUUGAACAUGAUUGAUACGCCACUUUGUCCUUUGAAAGUUGUGACUAACUUGCAGGAAGCUGUUUGGGAUGCCGACAUCGUGGUAAACGGCUUGCCUUCCACCGAGACACGUGAUGUGUUCCAAGAGAUCAGCAAUUAUUGGAAAGAAAGGAUCACUGUGCCUAUCAUUAUCUCUUUGUCUAAGGGUAUAGAGGCUGCACUGCAACCUCUUCCUCAUAUCAUUACCCCAACACAAAUGAUUAAUCGAGCAACUGGAGUACCUAUAGAGAACAUACUCUAUCUUGGGGGACCAAAUAUUGCCUCUGAGAUAUACAAUAAGGAAUAUGCUAACGCUCGAAUAUGUGGAGCCGAACAGUGGAGAAAACCGCUAGCAAAGUUCUUAAGACAGCCCCAUUUCAUUGUAUGGGACAACAGUGAUCUUGUCACUCAUGAAGUCAUGGGCGGCCUGAAGAAUGUCUAUGCCAUCGGAGCCGGAAUGGUAGCAGCCCUGACCAAGGAAAGUGCUACUAGCAAAUCAGUGUAUUUUGCACAUUGUACAUCAGAAAUGAUAUUUAUUACCCAUUUGUUGGCUGAAGAACCAGAGAAGCUGGCAGGCCCUUUGCUGGCUGACACUUAUGUGACAUUGUUAAAAGGUCGUAAUGCAUGGUAUGGCCAAAUGUUAGCCAAAGGAGAACUAAGUCGAGAUAUGGGUGAUAGCAUCAGCGGAAAAGGAAUGAUUCAGGGAGUGUCUGCAGUAGGAGCAUUUUAUGAACUUCUGAGUCAAUCGAGCUUAAGUGUGUUGCAUCCAGAUGGAAACAAGCCUGUUGCCCCUGUUGAGUUGUGCCCUUUAUUGAAGACGCUCUACAAAAUUCUUAUAACAAGGGAGAAGACGGCUGAAGCGAUUCUGCAGGCACUGAGGGAUGAAACCCUGAAUGAUCCUCGAGAGCGCAUCGAGAUUGCCCAGACACAUGCAUUCUAUAAACCUUCACUUCUAGGCCAGCCUUGACAAGUUUGAUGCAUACCAAGAUUUCAAGUUUAAAGGGAACUAAUCAUAUGUAACCAAUUGUUUCAGAAUUCAACAUGGUGUGUCAUUGUCAUUGUCAUAAAUAUAGAGUACUGCCUUUAUCCGAAA
Messenger RNA from Gossypium raimondii (Peruvian cotton), 2075 nucleotides. RefSeq names its product glycerol-3-phosphate dehydrogenase [NAD(+)] GPDHC1, cytosolic. The record is from RefSeq and is a predicted model, not a curated record. Gene Ontology annotation, molecular function: glycerol-3-phosphate dehydrogenase [NAD(P)+] activity; NAD binding. Bases 558 to 1949 code for a protein of 463 amino acids. Lineage: Eukaryota; Viridiplantae; Streptophyta; Magnoliopsida; Malvales; Malvaceae. The transcript has 5 exons. Gene Ontology annotation, cellular component: cytosol; glycerol-3-phosphate dehydrogenase (FAD) complex. Gene Ontology annotation, biological process: glycerol-3-phosphate catabolic process; carbohydrate metabolic process.